Molecule: messenger RNA, 2464 nt
Organism: Zonotrichia leucophrys gambelii
Lineage: Eukaryota; Metazoa; Chordata; Aves; Passeriformes; Passerellidae
Gene: RSBN1
Product: round spermatid basic protein 1
Exons: 7
Coding region: 1-2043 (680 amino acids)
Cellular component (GO): nucleus
Source: RefSeq, a predicted model, not a curated record
AUGGCCGCGCAGGUCGCCGCGGUGCCGCGGGCCCCGGAGGAGCCGCCGCCGCCCUCAGCGGACCGGCCCGCCCGGCCCCGCGGGCCCCGCCGCCGGCGAGCGGCACCCGGCGAACCGCCGGCCGCCAAGCGGGCCCGGCCGAGCCAGCCGCUGCUGGCGGGGCCCGGCCCGGCGGAGCCGCUGCCCCCGCCCGCCCUCCCCGCCGCCGCGGGGCUGUUCACGUUCUCCCCGCUCAGCCUCCCGCCGCCCGGGGAGCGCCGACACCACCACCGGCACCACGCCGAGCCCGCCGGCCACAAGGCGAGGCGCGGCAGCCCCGCGGACGGCGCGGCGGGGCGGCCCAGCCAGCGAGAAACUCCAGAUGAAAAUGGCAAAACCCAGCGAGCUGACAGUCUUAUUAUGAAGAAGAUAAAGAAAAAAAAGAAAAAGAAACACCGGGAGGAUGUGAGGGGAAAGCGCCUGAAGAUGUACAACAAGGAGGUGCAGACGGUGUGUGCCGGGCUCACUCGCAUUGACAAGGAGACUCUGGCCCAAGGACAGUGUGACAGCCUGGAGAUGAACAAGGAAUCCUUCAGGUACCUGAAGGACGAGCAGCUGUGCAGACUGAACUUGGGCAUGCAGGAGUACCGGGUACCCCAGGGAGUGCAAACCCCCUUUGUGACACACCAGGAGCACUCUGUCCGCAGCAGCUUCCUCAAGACUGGCACUAAAUUCAGUAACUUCAUCCACGAGGAGCACCAGUCCAAUGGAGGUGCCCUGGUCCUGCAUGCCUACAUGGAUGAACUCUCAUUUUUGUCUCCAGUGGAGAUGGAGAGAUUUGCAGAGGAGUUUCUUGCGUUGUCAUUCAGUGAAAAUGAUAAAAAUGCAGCUUACUAUGCUUUAGCCAUAGUGCACGGGGCAGCUGCCUAUUUACCAGACUUCCUGGAUUACUUUGCUUUCAACUUUCCAAACACUCCAGUGAAAAUGGAAAUUUUGGGCAAGAAGGACAUUGAAACAACAACAAUUUCAAAUUUUCACUCUCAGGUCAAUCGGACGUACUGCUGUGGCACCUACAGGGCGGGCCCCAUGCGCCAGAUCAGCCUGGUGGGAGCCGUGGAUGAAGAAGUGGGGGACUACUUCCCAGAAUUCCUGGAUAUGUUGGAAGAAUCUCCAUUUCUCAGAAUGACUCUGCCCUGGGGGACUCUUUCCAGUCUCAGGCUGCAGUGCAGGUCGCAGAGUGAUGAUGGGCCCAUCAUGUGGGUGAGGCCGGGAGAGCAGAUGAUCCCCACAGCUGAUAUGCCAAAAUCACCCUUCAAACGGCGCCGGUCCAUGAACGAGAUCAAGAACCUGCAGUACCUACCUCGGACCAGCGAGCCCCGCGAGGUCCUGUUCGAGGACAGGACCCGCGCCCACGCCGACCACGUGGGGCAGGGCUUUGACUGGCAGAGCACAGCUGCGGUCGGGGUGCUCAAGGCUGUGCAGUUUGGGGAAUGGAGUGACCAGCCUCGUAUAACCAAAGAUGUGGUUUGUUUUCAUGCUGAAGACUUCACUGAUGUUGUGCAGAGACUUCAGCUGGACCUGCAUGAACCUCCAGUGUCACAGUGUGUUCAAUGGGUGGACGAAGCCAAACUAAACCAAAUGAGACGGGAAGGCAUUCGCUAUGCCAGGAUUCAGUUGUGUGACAACGACAUCUACUUCAUCCCCAGAAAUGUCAUCCAUCAGUUCAAAACAGUGUCAGCAGUCUGCAGCCUAGCCUGGCACAUCAGACUCAAGCAGUACCACCCCGUGGGGGAGACUUCUCCAAAAGCAGAGAGCAGCUCAAGCCUGAACAGUGAUGUUCCUGGGAGCACAGAGGCACAAGGUGAACCCCAAGGUGUGAGUGUAAAAACAGAGUCUGAAGAACCAGGUAUAGAAAUUCAGCUUACCCCAGGGGUGCUCUCCUCCUCUGUUUCUUCAAUAUCAGGACUUGUGCAACCAGAUCAGGUGGCCCAGCCCCUUCCAGGUUUUAAAAUAGAGUCUGAUCAGCAACACAAUCCACAGGAUCAUGCAGGCUCUUCUGUGUGAUAUGUAUAUAUUCAAACAUUUUUUAAACAAGUUUUUAAAAUUUUGAUGUGAAGUUAUAGUUUUAUAACUGGCUUAUGUUUUAUUGGAGAAAUCUUGCCUAUAAUUCUAUAAAGAAAGGUGACAUUCCAAAAUGUCAAGCAUAUCUUUUUUACACAGAUUAUGCAAAAUUCAAGUUGUAUUUUAACCCCUUAGUACAACCUGUAACAGUGGUCUACCACUUCUUUCUGUUUAAGUAAAGAGAUGUUGAAUAUCUUCUCAAAGUCAGAUUGGAAUUCCUCCAGGAAUAUGAAAUGAUUGAACUCCAUUGGUCAGUGUUAUUUCCCUACUUUUACUUUAUCUCUAAUCUUCACCAGAAAGUGAUGCUUUUGUAGAAGACUUGCAAAGUGAUUUCCCCAUCUCAUUUUAAUUGCUUAAAAAAAGU